GACGUUGCAUUGAGGAGGGACAAAGGAUGACGUCACAGGGAGGAGGAUGAAUGGGGAAACUAUGACUUGUCAGGAAAAAGUAUGAGGAGCUCGAUUAAAUAACUUUAUAGGAAGGUGAAUGAAUGGGACAAGCAGGAUCUGUAAGAGGAGACUGCAAAAGUGUUAACUGAGUUAAGAUAAACAUUUCAGAGCCAUACAGAAAUUUUAUAGGGGGGAGAGAGUGGGACACACUUGAAUUAUUAGUGAGCAAUACUGGUUGCUAAACGGCAAGAAGAGAUUAACCAUGCAUCACUGUACAUGAAAAUGAUGUUACCUCAUAGCUAAUUCAAAACAAUUGCUCUUCUCAGCUCUUCUUUCCAUUCGAAUAUUAUGUUUCUAAACAUCAGCCCCUCAGAUAACACUGGUUCUGUUGUUUGGACCAUUCUAUUGUCCAGCCCCUGGGAGUGGCCAAGUAAAUCAUCUCUUCCGCACUGAAGUAAGAGUUUUCGCACUGAAAUACUGAAUUGAAGGUGUCUGGUCCUGCUAAUGGCAGCUACAGAUAAGCAAGAGUUAGACCAAUUUCUGUCAUCUGAUGUUGAACAGGUGACACAGCAAACUGAGAUCGUGUUUCAGAGUUACUCCUAUCAUCGUCUGCAGAUUGAAAGGGAUCAAAAUGAAUAUUCUCUUGCCCUGGAUGAAGAAAUUGUUGAACCCCAGCAGUCAGAAAGGUAUUGAAAGCACAAACCUUAUCAGUGUUGGCCAGCAAUUAGCAAAGAUUGGUGAUGAUAUUAAUGAGCGGUAUCAAGAACAAUUUGAUGACAUUCUGAAGCAUCUGAAUCCCAGUCUAGACAAUGCUUACUCAUACUUCAAGAAGAUAGCAUCCAGCCUGUUUGAGAAUGGAAUAAACUGGGGCCGUAUAUUGUCGCUGCUUGGUUUCGGAUAUCGAAUGGCAGUUUAUGUUGUCAGGAAUGGGCAGCGAGGAUUUUUCAGAAUAAUAAAUCAGUGGAUGGUGAGAUAUGUUAUGGAGAGUUGCAUUGCACAAUGGAUAUCAAGCAGAGGAGGCUGGGUGGCAUUUUUCCAGUUAACAAAUUACAGCGUAAAAUAUGUCAUCGCGGCUCUCAGUGUGGCACUUACCCUGCAGUUUCUGCUUCAACGGUUGACAUGACCACCUGCUUUCAUAACAUUCAACUGCCAACACAGUUGCUAGUAAACCCAUUACGGCUUGUACUGGCCAAAUUCACAUUUUGGCAGAAACCCAUGGCAACUAAUGAAACUAUUUUGUUCUACCUGCAGCUGGUUUAAUAAAGAUGCUUAAUUGUUUGUUAUAGGUAACUCAAGUGCAAAUUUACUCAAUGUUGAUAAAUAAGUCCUAUUGUCUUUUAAUAAACAGACCGGUUUCCUCUACACUUAGUAGAUGGAGUUCAGAAUAAUCUUUGAGGCAUGAGUUUAUGUUCACUGCCCAACAAAUGUAUUUUUUUCCUUAAAAACACAUGCAUGUAAGGAUACUUGUGACAGGCACUGGACCAGUAGGGCUGGCCUUUCUAGUGUUUUGUGCAACAAAUUAAACUUGCAGAAUGGAGGACCACACGCAGCUUCUUAUCUUCACUGCUAACUUUAAAUACAUAUUAUCUAAGUCAUGAUAUUGUAAAAAACAAAGUUGCCAAAGUGAAUUUAUACCCAGGUGCUUCCUUUAAGGUAACUUCUGGAGAGUACAUGGGGUACUGCAGUCAGAAGCCCCGUGGCAGAGGGGACCAGGUGAACAAUAGGUUAAUAACUGGUGCCCCCAUGGGCUAGGAGGGUCUUUUUCCUUUUUUUUUCUAAUGGGGUUGCAAUGGGACCAAAUUUUAGUUUGCGACAAAUUUUGCAUUUGCGAAUCCUUUGCAUGUCUUGUGACAGUAGGUUUGUGAUUGCUUAGUGUAUGUAACAAAACUUCUCAACCUAUUUUCAAGUUAAGAUUUACACCAUCUUCAAUCAGGUAAUAAACAUUCACAAUGUAAUACACUGUAAAUGUUUAGUGAACAGUAUUACAUUGUGAGCAGCACUAAACAUUCACAAAAACGUCUUUUUACACACCAUUUGCGAUUUUUAUUACAAUCCCCCCCAUAGUCUUAGAUUUGUGCGAUUUUUUUUUUUUUUUACAAUUCCCCCAUAGUAUUACUUUUGUGCAAUGAUGUCUGCACUUUGCUUUCCAACUAAAGUGUGUUUUUCAGGAUUAUUAACAUAAAAAUAAAGAAGGGAUUCACUCGCGAUUCUAGAUGGUACUGUUUAUGAACUCAUCCAAGGAUGCUUAAACCACCAGCAGCAGCCUAGGGUUGCAGAUUAAACCAGUAGACUCACUGGGGAUGCCUAGCAACUUUGCAUGCCCCAUUCUAUUUUUACUUUCCCAUUAAUGUUAGUCUUAAUUGCAAGUUAAUUGCUGUAGAUGUCUGGCCAAACACAAGACCACUUCAGUGACUAUUUUUAAUGAUAGUAGCACCAUAAGUAAAGGCCGUGUAUGGGCACUAACGACGGGCCUGCCCGACCGACAUCUGUCCUGAAAUCAUCCAGAUCUCGAUCGGGCAGAUUUAAAAAUUUAGUCAGAUUUAGUCUGAACCGAGGACGCCUAUACCCAUCGUUCUAAUUCGAUCGUUUUAUUUUUUUGGUCAAGGCAGAGGUCAGUAACUCAUUACAAAACAUAAAUAUAUUAGGUAUUAUAUCUGUAGCUGUUAAAGUGUGCGUUGCAUAUGAACUUUGGGGCAGACCUAUCAAAAUUUAAGCUUGUAUUAUUUUCUUGAUUUGAGAAAGAAUGAGAAAAUACGCAAGACUAUUUUGUGCAACCUUCAAAAAAACCUUCACACAAAAAGCAACAUAAAAAACUCACCAAGUAAAAGCUGCAGUUUCUAUAGAAGUAAAUUGGAAUCAUCUUAAGCAAUUUUAUUUAAUUUAAUAAUACAUUUGAGAUUUCACAAAAAACUUUAUUUCACAAAAAACACAUCUUUGCCUAAUUUGCUAAUUUGAGUUUUUUCUUUAAUAAGCUAUUACUCAGGAAUAAAAACACAGGCUUGUAUAAAACAGUA
Molecule: messenger RNA, 3035 nt
Organism: Xenopus tropicalis (tropical clawed frog)
Lineage: Eukaryota; Metazoa; Chordata; Amphibia; Anura; Pipidae
Gene: bak1
Product: BCL2 antagonist/killer 1
Exons: 6
Coding region: 653-1144 (163 amino acids)
Biological process (GO): regulation of apoptotic process; transmembrane transport
Source: RefSeq, a predicted model, not a curated record